UAGAAACCGAAACACGGGUUUACGUACCUGUGCCGCUAAGGCAGUCGACGUCCGCAUCCCCGGCUGUUCCACGUCAACGUGUCAUCGUGUGUGACGGAACGCUGCCGCAAUGACCUCCAAGGGCAACAUCUUCGUGACCGGAGGUGCCGGGUACGUCGGUAGCCACACCGUCCUAGAGUUGCUCAACGCCGGCUACGCUGUCGUCGUCAUGGACAAUUACCACAACGCUCAUCCGGAUAAGGAAGGUAAAAUGCCCGAGAGUUUGCGGAGGGUUCAGGAGCUGACUGGAAAGGUGGUGACGUUUUACAAAGCAGACCUGAAAGACCAGACCUCCAUAGACGAAAUCUUUAAGAAGCAUCACUUCGACUGCGUGAUCCAUUUUGCGGCGCUCAAGGCGGUUGGCGAGUCGUGGCAGAUUCCGCUGGACUACUAUCGUACGAACCUAGGCGGAACCGUGAACCUGCUCGAUGUGAUGAGAAGCCACGGGGUGAAGAGGAUCAUAUUUUCCAGCUCGUGCACGGUGUACGGCGUGCCCAAGUACCUGCCCAUCGACGAGGACCACCCGACGGGUCAGUCCUGCACCAAUCCUUACGGGCGCACAAAGUACUUCAUUGAGGAAAUGCUGAAGGAUCUCAGUGCCUCCGAGGAGGGCUGGUCGAUAGUGCUGCUCAGAUACUUCAACCCAGUGGGUGCCCACGAAUCUGGCUACAUUGGUGAGGACCCCCAGGGCAUACCCAACAACCUUAUGCCUUACGUUUCACAAGUGGCUAUCGGCCGUCGUUCGGAGCUUUCAGUCUUCGGCAACGACUUCAAAACCCGCGAUGGCACAGGGGUCCGGGACUAUGUACAUGUGGUCGACCUUGCGAAAGGUCAUGUGGCAACCCUCGACAAGGUGAUGGCUGGAAAGAUCCAGGGAUGCAAGCCCUUCAACUUGGGCACGGGCCAGGGUUCUUCUGUGCUAGAGGUGAUAGCAGCGUUUGAGAAGGCGUCUGGCAUGAAGAUUCCGUACAAGAUAGUCGAUCGAAGGCAGGGCGACGUUGACGAGCUGUACGCAAUUCCCAACCUGGCCGAGAAGGAGCUCGGCUGGAAAGCCGAGAAGUCUCUCUACGACAUGUGCAAGGAUAUGUGGAACUGGCAGAAGAAGAACCCAAAUGGCUUUCUAGAAACGACAAACUAGUUGGCGGAUGAAUGGUAGUGCAUGUGCUAUGCGCUUGACCAUUUACAUUUUUUGUUGUUUCUUCUCAGUUUAUAACUUUUUUUUUUCUCGUUCUCAGUCGGGAUCUUCAACAUAGUCAGGGUUGUGCCGUGAUCUUUCGUUGACAGACCUUUAAAAAAGGUCACAAGAAAAAAAAGAAAACCAAAAGAAUGCUAGUCGCAUCUCCAGAAAAAGAGAAUUGUUUUUCUUUUUUCUGGUUGUGUCACUGUCCGCUGUGGUCAGACCAUGUUCCAUGGAACUUAGAAGUUUUCUCCUUUGUUUGUUAUUGUUGAUGCUUUUUGUUUUGGACACCGAGCCCAAACGACUUCCCAAUUUCCUGCACCUAGUCGGAUCAGACCAAGUUGCCCGUCUAGUCUCUUCAACUGUGCCAAAGACCAUAGGGUUGGCGAUGCAUCUAACGUUCGCCGUUAGUCAUCAUAUCAGUUGUGAUGGCAACUGAUGGAGCAUCGCUUGAAUACUAUUUUUUCAACAUUUUUAUUACUUUGCAUAUUUAUGGUCGCCGUUGAUAAUAACUGCAGGAUUGUCUAAGAAAUCAUUCUUGCCAAAUUAUUUUCGAAACAUCAGCAUUUGAUGUCAGUGAUGCUUUUUUUGUUAUUGUUUCUGUUUACUAAAGGAAGCAAGUUCAGUGCUUAAUUUUGUGGUGGUUGCGCUGCGAGAAACAAAAGAGGGGUUGUAUAAACAAAGCACAUUGAUGUUAUUUCCUACAAAAAUUACAAUGUUGUGAAGUGAUAAUGGUGUUAAUCGUGGAGCGAUCUCCUGGUGCCAGUCGCAACAUCAAGUUUACACUCACCAUGGUAAUCAAUACAUGGUAAUUGAAAAAAUAGAGCAUUGUAUUACUUUGUUUGCUGAUCUUCAAUACAGAUUAAAUCCAUAAUGAAUUAAUCUAGAUUACAAACCAAAUCAUUCUCAUUACACACGAAUCAUAUGUUAUUGAUUGUAGGCGCUCAACAACCGCUUUUCAUGAAAGUCUUAUCGUUUUGCUUUGUUGUCCUAAUGUAAAGCUUUUCUUGGUUGUUGCUUCAAUCAUUUCCAGCAUUUUGCAUGUACUGCAUGCGUACAAAGGCAAAAAGUACUGUUUUAUGCAUUUCCUGUGCUCCUCUUUACAUAGCCUGGAACAGGUCUCGCUUUUUUGUGUGUGUGUGUUGAGCAGUGUUUUUUUUGGAGCAAGCCGUAAUGGUCUUCGAAAAGUCAUUUUUUCUGUCUGCUAGGUAUUUUAUAGAUCACCUGAAGGAGGUUUCCAAUAAUAUUUUUAUUGUUUUGUAAUAAACUAUUUUUUUACCCGUG
Messenger RNA from Rhipicephalus microplus (southern cattle tick), 2500 nucleotides. It is a transcript of the gene Gale, whose product is annotated as UDP-galactose 4'-epimerase. Gene Ontology annotation, biological process: beta-D-galactose catabolic process via UDP-galactose, Leloir pathway. NCBI's taxonomy places the organism in Eukaryota, Metazoa, Arthropoda, Arachnida, Ixodida, Ixodidae. Gene Ontology annotation, cellular component: cytosol. Gene Ontology annotation, molecular function: UDP-glucose 4-epimerase activity. The record is from RefSeq and is a predicted model, not a curated record.